AUGAAUAAAGAUCCAAAUCAUUUAUAUAUUGAAAUUCAACAGCGAUUAAAAAGAAAAGAAUCAUGGGACAUAUUUGGUGAUCAUUAUGGAAUAUCCUUUGACUACCUCCUCUUCACGUUUUUGGUGGAACAAGAGAUUGCGUUUUACCAUUUUCAGCUAUUGAAAUUGCAAGGUCCCAAUGACUUCACGUUCAAACAUUCUUUCUCUGUGAUACCAUCAGAACCAGCCUCUAAAAAAAAGUGUAAUCAUCUUAGUAACGCGCAAAGAAAAGAAAUUUGCGAGUAUUCUCAGAAAAAUCCUUCUGCUAAACAUCAUGAAAUUACUGAAGAAUUUCUAACUGUUAUCUGGCUCACUGUCUUCACAGAAAAAACCUAUCAUCACCGCUCUCCAAAAUACCUGCUAGUUAAAGCAAUAAUGAACUUGUGGGUUGACCAGAUAAAUGCUAAUGCAGAACUGGUUUUAACAAACGUAUUACUCAAGAAAAAAGCACAUACUUUCGUGGAAGGACUUGGAAUCGAUAAAGAAGCUCAAAAGUUUAGUAAUGGUUGGCUCAAAAAAUUUAAGAAACGCAAUAACAUACGAAAAAUUAUGCUUCAUGGAGAAGCAAAUAGCGCAUCGCUUGCAUUAUUGCCUGAAGCACGCAUAAUACUUCAAGCUAUAAUUUCAGGUUAUGAUCUUGAUAAUGUAUAUAAUGUGGAUGAAACAGGUCUUUUUUCGCACAAUUUCAACACAAACAUUGGGAAAGAAGAAAAAAGCAGGAACUAA
Molecule: messenger RNA, 765 nt
Organism: Ambispora gerdemannii
Lineage: Eukaryota; Fungi; Glomeromycota; Glomeromycetes; Archaeosporales; Ambisporaceae
Source: the annotation of a GenBank genome assembly